Mangifera indica (mango) is the source of this 1260-nucleotide messenger RNA. RefSeq lists its product as uncharacterized. The coding region runs from base 297 to 938 and encodes 213 amino acids. Lineage: Eukaryota; Viridiplantae; Streptophyta; Magnoliopsida; Sapindales; Anacardiaceae. The record is from RefSeq and is a predicted model, not a curated record. The transcript has 2 exons.
GAAUGGCAACCUAUGGCUAUUUUGGUACAAGGAGGAGUCAAUUGAUCCCAUCUGGCUUCUCCUGCUCCCUCACCCUUUUCAAAUUUUUAGUUCAGAAAUCUCUUUUCUUUCUGACCCGGAAUCAAUACGUAUUAUAGAAAUGCUUUUAGAAUGAAGUCCGGGCUUAAAAACUGUGAUGAUAAUUCAGUUUUCAACGUUUUGAAACUCUGUAAUGGGAUUCAUAACACUCCCCACUUGGCUUCUCUUUUCAUCUUUUGUUGAACUCUCUUUUAUUCUUUUUAGUCUUUGAAUGCUAUAUGGGGAAAGGUCAGAGGUUAACGACGAGCAGAAGCGAGCGGUAUUUGGGGAGCUACGGCUACGAUAACGGCCACCGGACGGACGUGAACGACGUGUCGGAGCUUGUAGAGGGUGAUAUUUGGUCGACGGUCGACGAUGCGUCAGAGAGAAACGAGACCGUUGUUAUCGAUAAUAAUAAUAUUAAUGAAAACAAUUCGCAAAGCGACUGGAGUCCACAUGAUUCGGUGGAGAGUAACGGGAGUUAUCGUCACCGUCGGGCACUACGGGACGGCCACCACGUGGGAGGGUUGUCGUUGGCUUUUGAAACUGCGUCGUCGCAGAGAAUUGUGCAUCAGUUCAGAGGCGGUGGGAGUGACGGGACGUCUGCAUCCCCACGUGGGCAUCAAAUGGCUACGUCAGCACCCUUGAACGUCCCUGAUUGGAGUAAGAUUUACCGGGUAGACUCGGUCGAGUCGUUGCAUGACUCAGACGACGGGCUGGACGACCGUGACUCAGAGAUGAUCCCCCCACACGAGUACUUGGCUCGAAGCCGCAGAACGAGCGGAGCUUCUGUUUUCGAAGGCGUGGGUCGGACCCUCAAGGGACGCGACUUGAGGCGUGUGAGAGACGCAGUGUGGAGCCAAACCGGAUUCGAUGGUUAGGGUCCUUGGCAACUGAACCUAGCAGUGAAAUUGGCUACGGUCACUGCUCGUCUGGGUCCCAACACUGACUUGGCUUGGCAGUUAUGGUCAUCGCUCAAUAAUGCCGCCCACAGUUUGUCAUUUACGGUAACAACGAUUAAAUGACCAGAAACCAAGACAAAGAAGUGAAAAAAAAAAAAACACACACACACACAACUGACACCCAGGGUGAAAAUUUAUGCGUAAAACAGUGGGUAUAGUGGGUCGCGUCAUGCUUGGGCUUUGGGCCUGAUGAGAGAAUGUGAUUUUCCUAUGAGCAAUGUUAUUUAUUAAAUUUUAAAUA